Durusdinium trenchii is the source of this 2260-nucleotide messenger RNA. Lineage: Eukaryota; Dinophyceae; Suessiales; Symbiodiniaceae. The record is from the annotation of a GenBank genome assembly.
AUGUUGCCAGAACAGCUGGUUUUUGCACGUCACAGUGCCAAUGAGUGGCUUGCUGGAGACAAGAAGACAGGAGGUGCAGGAAGCUAUGUGUCCAAGAUGGUCAGCAACAACUUGCAAUCCAAAGCCGGCCGGGUUCGAGAGUUCGUCUCCAACAUCAAUUUCGAGCUGCCCGAAGUGCAACAUCUUCUUUUGGAGUUUGAGCAGACCGGCUCAGCCUACAAUGUUUCCUGCAAGUGGAUAAAAAACAAUCGAGCCAGGUGGUCAGCCUGGAAACCAAAGCUGACCAGCUGCUAUGAAGGCUUCGGCUUGGUUGACGCCUCCGGAGCUUUUGUCCCCAACAGGACACUGGCCGUUGGAUGCGGCCUGUGCCAGGCAGGAACUGCAUCUGAGGAGCUCAUUGAUGAUGAGGGACGGACUUUCCAAUGCAAACAAUGUCCCCCUGGCUACAGCCAAUCGAACACUUACUCCACCCAAUGUGAGCCGUGUCCGAAGGGCACUUCAGCCAGCAUGUUUGGAAGCAUAGCAUGCACUCCCUGCGAUGAAGGAGCGUAUCAACCGGAUACCGCUCAGACCUCAUGUAUCCCUUGUGCUGCUUCCCGAACAACCCUUCUCUUGGGUGCAUCAUCUUUGGCAGAUUGCGUGUGCCAGGCAGGGAAAAUCGAGCAGCUCUCCAUUUGUGAGGAUUGCAGUGAGGAAAGCAUGCAUUGCCCCAAGGGUAGCACCAUUGCGAAGCUUGUAGCAGCGCCGGGUACAACCGACACGAGGGGCCCUUUUGUCAAGAAAGGCUUCUUUAGCAAUCCACUAGUACCUCUUGACACUUACAAAUGUACCGCGGAGCUCUUUUGCCCCGGUGGCUCCCCCGGUCAAUGCUUCGGGGAUCGUGAAGGUUUGACUUGUGGCGACUGCGCUGAUGGACAUUACUGGGCUUCCGACCAAUGUGAGCCCUGUGGAGCAGUGUCAGUUGCAUGGGCCCUCUUGGUGACUAUGCUUGUGCUUGGAGUCUGUGGCUCUUAUUAUAUGCUAACAUCCAGCUAUACGGCCAAGGCCAGUGUGAUGAUGUCCACCACAGCAGCCUUGGGAAUGCUAGUGGCCUUAUUCCAGAACUUGGGUGUCUUGAACACAGUUGCUGUUCCAUGGCCAGCUGAAUUGGAAGCAAUCCUGAACUUUGCCUCAGUCUUUACCUUCAACCUUGAUGCUCUUGGCUUUAGUUGUGCUGCUGGAGGCAAUGUCGCCCGGUACGUCAGCACGGCCUCGUUCUUUUGGAUUGUGGUUCUUGCGUUGCCCCUUGUUGGUUUGCUUACGAACUUCAUUCCAAUUCUGAAGCGCCGCAAGCUUGCGUGGGAGCAGAACAAAACAAUCAGCACCACGGGACAGUUCUUGCAGGUCGGGUUCACGACCAUGUGCAAUGUCGGCCUGAUGCCGUUCAUGUGCUACAGGCAUCCUACUGGUCAAGCGAGUAUCUUGAAGUACCCGAAUGUAUUCUGUGGCACAGAUGAGCACGUGAUCAUGCGGGUCUUUGGGGUGUUGGUGCUUGUUUUGGCCUUCACCUUCUUCACAGCGGCUUGCUACGCUGCAUAUCAAGCGCCAAAAUGGUCAGGCAAACCAAGGCUGGCGGCCAUUCGCUUCUUGAUCUUCCGCUUCCGGCCAAACGUGUGGUAUUUCGGCUUGGUCCUCUUGGCUCGAGGACCCUUGCUGUCCAUGCCAGGUGAAACCCUUGAGACAGGGAAGACCGUGCAGCUCAGGCAACUUACGCUGAUGCACAUGAUCUUGCUUGGAUCUCUUUGCCUUCAGUUGUGGUUCCUGCCUUGGAAGUCUCCAAUCCUGAACCUGGUCGACGGAGUCUCAGUGUCGCUCCUUGUGAUGCUUUUGGCUGGGUCUCUUGGAUAUGCCGACAGCAGUGGUGAAGAUGCCACACGUGUUCUGGCGACCUUCGGAACCGUCAUCUCUUCUUUGAUGGUGGUCAUCCUUGGAGGCAUGGUCUUGCUUGGCCUAGCUGCUCUCGUCUACCGUUCAGCGCUGGGCAGCUCAAAGGAACUGCGCGUCAUGAACCUUGGCAAGGUUCCAGAAGAGAAGGAUGUCUUUCAAAGUCUACUUGAUGUGGCGACCUUUCUCAAGGAAGAUGGACAGGGCAAGGAGCAGACCUUCAUCAAGGACUUGGGCAAUCUCUCAGUCUAUGACAUUGGCACCAUCACCCGUGCAGUGAACAUCUUGGCCGACGACUUGAACAUGGUCGUCAGCCAGAACGGCAGCAUUCGCAAGA